Messenger RNA from Cladophialophora yegresii CBS 114405, 1242 nucleotides. RefSeq lists its product as uncharacterized. Lineage: Eukaryota; Fungi; Ascomycota; Eurotiomycetes; Chaetothyriales; Herpotrichiellaceae. Gene Ontology annotation, biological process: proteolysis. The transcript has 3 exons. The record is from RefSeq and is a predicted model, not a curated record. The coding region runs from base 1 to 1242 and encodes 413 amino acids. Gene Ontology annotation, molecular function: aspartic-type endopeptidase activity.
AUGUGGCCUGCCCUGCUUCUUUUCAGCCUUCUGUUGGGUGUCGUCUCAGCCUGGCCUUCUCCUCAAGUGCAGGAUCCAGCCAAAUCCUUUAUCACGCUUCCAUUCACGAGGAAGUUGUCAGCUAGCCCGGCAAGGCCCAAGCGACAAGCCUUCGAUUCGGAGCUUCUGCCAUUGACUGUGGCGUCGUAUUAUAUCGAGGUCACAAUUGGCACGCCGCCUCAACCGCUUAGCUUGGUUUUAGACACCGGAAGCAGUGAUAUAUGGGCCUAUAGCCCAGCCGCGAGGGGCUCAUGCCCUGAUUGUACUGAUAUAUACUACGACCCGGCCGACUCCUCCACCGCGAAGGAACGCCCUGAUCUGGGUUUAUUCAAUAUCACUUAUGGAACGCCGAACUCUGGCGUCCUCGGUUACUACUACACCGAUGUGAUCAGGACGGGUGGCGUUGGCGUGAACGCCUUCCUGGGUGUGACCACGGAUGCAAACGAGGGUGCCCCUCCCGGAGGCAUCAUGGGAAUCGGUUUGUCUGAGAAUGUUGCCAGCUUAUAUCAGAGCGGGAUCAAGUACGAGGGAUAUCUCGAUACUCUGUACGAGCAGCGCCUUAUCGGAUCACGGACGUAUAGUGUCUUUUUCAAUGAGGCAGCAUCGACCGACAAAGACGAAGGCGUCAUAAUAUUCGGCGGUUAUGACAACACCAAAUGGAUCGACGACCUCACGCCAUUCCCUAUCGUCUAUCCAUCACCCAGAGGCGCCGCCGAGUUGAACAUCGAGGGACCUGCCAUCGAGAUCACCGUCGGCGACGAUACUUACGACCUGCCAAGCCAGUCCUACACGGUCCUCCUCGACACUGGCAGCACAUACACUUAUCUUCCCAGACGACAGUUCAACGUCCUAGCCACGGCACUGGACGCCGAGCUCGCGGACGAGGACUAUGGCCUUUACGUUGUCUCAUGCGACUACAAGAGCGUCCGCGGCGGACUAGAUUACACCUUCGACGGCCCUGACGGCCGUGUGACGAUCUCCGUACCCUGGGAGCAGGUCGUCAUUGCAAACGAUGCCCUCCCCAAGGAUGUAUGCCUCCUGGGCUUCAUCCCCAGCCCGGACAACGAAGGGUUCUACGUCUUCGGCGAGACCUUCCUGAGAUCGGCUUACCUGCUGUACAACUACGAUGAUUUGACCAUUUCGUUGGCCCAGGCGAGUUACGAUACCAGCUGCGACGAUUGCGUCGAGGCUUUGGUCAAAUGA